Sclerotinia sclerotiorum 1980 UF-70 is the source of this 1584-nucleotide messenger RNA. RefSeq lists its product as hypothetical. Gene Ontology annotation, biological process: amino acid metabolic process. Bases 1 to 1584 code for a protein of 527 amino acids. The record is from RefSeq and is a predicted model, not a curated record. Lineage: Eukaryota; Fungi; Ascomycota; Leotiomycetes; Helotiales; Sclerotiniaceae. Gene Ontology annotation, molecular function: carboxy-lyase activity; pyridoxal phosphate binding. The transcript is spliced from 3 exons.
AUGGAUUCGCAGCAGUUUAAAGAGGCGGCCACAUCAGCCAUUGAUGAGAUUAUUCAAUACUAUGAUAAUAUCCAUGAACGGAGAGUAGUCUCCAAUGUUGAGCCUGGUUAUCUGAGGAAAAUUCUUCCCGAUGGUCCACCUCAAGAAGGUGAAUCAUGGGCAGAUAUCCAGAAAGAUAUCGAGUCCAAAAUUAUGCCUGGCUUGACACAUUGGCAAUCACCAAAUUUUAUGGCUUUCUUCCCGGCCUCAUCUACCUAUCCUGCAAUGCUCGCCGAGCUAUACUCAGCAGCCUUCACUGCCCCUGCUUUCAACUGGAUUUGUUCUCCUGCUGUGACAGAAUUGGAGACAGUUGUAAUGGAUUGGUUAGCCAAGCUCUUCAAUCUACCUGAAUGUUAUAUGUCUUCGACUUAUGGCGGUGGCGUUAUUCAAGGAUCAGCUUCGGAAGCGAUCGUUACCGUAAUGGUAGCAGCCCGAGACAAAUAUCUUCGUGAAACGACGGCAGGUUUAUCCGGCCUUGAACUUGAGGAUGCUAUUGCACAUAAGAGGAGUAAGCUGGUUGCAUUGGGAAGUGAAAUGGUACACAGCUCUACCCAAAAAGCAACGCAGAUAGCUGGUGUUAGAUUCCGAUCCGUUCCAGUCCACGCUUCCAAUGAUUUUGGAAUGACUGGCGAAGAUCUGGAAAAGGUAUUGGGAGAAUGCAGAUCUCAAGGGUUGGAGCCAUUCUUUCUUACUGCAGCAUUGGGAACAACCUCCACCUGCGCUGUUGAUGACUUCGAAUCCAUCGCUUCGGUACUAUCCAAAUUCGCACCUCCAGAUGUCCCUGGUGAGGUUUGGGUUCAUGUUGAUGCUGCAUACGCCGGUGCAGCUUUAAUUUGCCCCGAGUACCAUCAUCUAACAUCGUCUUUCCAGCAUUUCCAUUCAUUCAAUAUGAAUAUGCACAAAUGGCUCCUCACAAAUUUCGACGCUUCUUGUCUCUAUGUCAAAAAACGCAAAGAUUUGAUCGAUGCACUGUCAAUAACACCUAGUUAUCUCCGCAACGAAUUUUCAGAGAGUGGACUCGUGACCGACUAUCGAGACUGGCAAAUACCCCUCGGAAGAAGAUUCAGAAGUUUAAAAAUCUGGUUCGUCUUACGAUCGUACGGAGUAAAGGGACUCCAAGAACAUAUCCGCAAGCAUGUGAAAUUGGGAGAAUUUUUUGCUGGUUUGCUUAAAACGAGAGAAGAUCUAUUCCAGAUAAUUACCGGGCCGAGCUUCGCUCUCACAGUCCUUAAUGUUAUUCCCAAGUCGGCGGGCAUCGAUGCGCAGAAUAGUAUCACGAAAGAUGUAUAUGAACUUAUCAAUAAACGGGGCGAGAUUUACCUAACAUCUGGUGUUGUGUCUGGUACAUAUGCGAUUCGCGUUGUGAGUGCGAAUGAGAAGGCGGAAGAAAAAUAUAUCCGGAGGGCUUUUGAGAUAUUGGUGGAGACGACUGAAGAGCUUAGAGACGGGAAGGCUAGGAAGGAAAAUGUUAAUGGUGUUAUUGUGAAUGGGAAGGCGGAAGCUGUGGGUGAGGUUGCUGUUAAUGGGAAUGGACUGCCGAAUUAG